Molecule: messenger RNA, 1253 nt
Organism: Asterias rubens (European starfish)
Lineage: Eukaryota; Metazoa; Echinodermata; Asteroidea; Forcipulatida; Asteriidae
Product: histamine H2 receptor-like
Exons: 1
Coding region: 165-1112 (315 amino acids)
Biological process (GO): G protein-coupled receptor signaling pathway
Cellular component (GO): membrane
Molecular function (GO): G protein-coupled receptor activity
Source: RefSeq, a predicted model, not a curated record
ACUUACAAGUUGCUGUGGCACAAUAUACAGCCGAUCAAGCCAGGAACACCGGGGCAAACCCCUACUUUUUUUGAUAAGUGCUCUGGGUUCUUUGACAUACCUUACACAACUCACAGGACCUACAACUUUACAUCCCAUCUGAAGGACCAAAUGAAAUAACAAAGAUGACUGAAUCAGAAGUGGCUCUACGGGUCUAUCAAGACAUGGUAGCAAUUGUAGGGUUCUUCGGCAAUAGUUUAGUAUGCUUUGUAAUCUUCAAAGUACGUGCUAUGCGGACUCGCACGAAUGCCUUCAUCUUCCACCAAGCUGUGAUUGAUUUCAUUGGCUGUACAGCGAUCCUCCUGAAAAGUGAGAUUCCGCUGCCUGACUCAAUCCCAAGUGACGCCUUGGGUUGGUUCAUCUGUAAUGCCUGGAACUCCAACUGCUUACUGUUCUUCCUUUACACUCUGUCUACUUUCAACCUGUUAGCGAUGACCAUGGAGCAGUAUUUCGCCAUCGUUCACCCCUUCAAGUACCAGGCAGUACUCGCCGCAUGGCCUCGUCUCAAAGUCGGUGUUGCCAUGGCGGUGUGCUGGCUUUUCCCAUUCUCCCUGGAAUUCAUCCGCAGUCUAUUGUUUUACAAGGAAGAAAACGGACGGUGUAUCGUCAUUCCGAUUGCCGGAUCCAAAACCAUCGGGGUUGUCACUGUAUUCUUGCAAUACGUUUUACCGGUGGCAGUGAUGCUAUUCGCUUACAUCCGUAUCGGUGUGGAGAUGAAGCGGGGAGCGGCCCGUGUUGGCCCAGCACCAGCCCAGCAUCUUCCCAACAGAGCCAACGCACCAGACAUGGCCGAGUCUCUCCUCAAGGCCAGACGGAAGACUUUCAAGCUCCUUGUAGUCGUUUUCGUCACGUUCGUGAUUUGCUGGACACCAAAUGAGACCAUCUUUCUCCUGUUCAAUCUCGGCAUGGACAUUGACUUGACUGAAUGGUUUUAUUCUCUCUCCGUUGCAAUGGUGGCGACUAAUUCCUGCGUCAAUCCCAUCAUAUACGCUUUUAAAUACCGCCAGUUUCGCAAUGGGGUACGCCAGAUCUUUUGCAGCCGAGCAGGACAAGCUAUUGAUGUUAGUGCCUAGGAUAAACUUGAUGUUGAUAUAGGAACUCCUCCAUGGGAUAGCUACAGUAACAACAAACACUAAAAAGCAAGUCCGCUAGCUCUCAUCCUGGGCCCAAUUUCAUGGCUCUGCUUAUCACCGAAUUCCACACUUGCGAUCACC